Acanthamoeba castellanii str. Neff is the source of this 840-nucleotide messenger RNA. RefSeq lists its product as hypothetical. Lineage: Eukaryota; Discosea; Longamoebia; Acanthamoebidae. The record is from RefSeq and is a predicted model, not a curated record. Bases 1 to 840 code for a protein of 279 amino acids. The transcript is spliced from 3 exons. Gene Ontology annotation, molecular function: 3'-5'-RNA exonuclease activity.
AUGAACGUGCUGGCCGACCGCUUGGCGCCACCGUCAGCCUUCCCCCACACCGACCCUGCCGUGCUGACGUGGGCACACCGCAAGGACCUCCUCCUCCAGCAGAUCACCAGCCUCGACCCCGACGUCGUCUGUCUUGAGGAGGUGGACCACUACGAAGAUCACUUCCGGCCGGCCAUGGCCAGCCACGGCUACGAGGGCUUCUUCAAGUCCGCCCGCUUCGAGCUGGUGGCCCACCGCGCCAUCGACUUUGAGGGCUCGCACACGCAGGUGGCCCUCAUCGUGCGCCUGCGCCUCCGCUCCGAACAGGACGGCCGCGACCUGUGCGUGGCCGCGACGCACCUCAAGGCCAAGCCGGGCUUCGAGGAGAAGCGGCUCGAGCAGGGCAUUCUCCUGCUACGCAGCGCUCUGGCCUUUAUCGGCGGCGGCGAUGGUGAUGAGGAGGAGCGCCGGCGCAUCGCCAGCGCGCCCCUGGUGGUGCUGGGCGACUUCAACGACGUGCCGUCGAGCCUGGUGUGCCGCUACUUCCGCGGCGAGCUGCCGCUGGCCGAGAUCCACGCCGCCAUACCGCCGCACCCGUUCCGCCUGGCCAGCGCCUACGCGCACCACCCGCCGCUGGCCGGCGAUGUCGAUGAGGCUGCAGCAGAGCCCUACAGCACGUACAAGAAGCGGGAGACGGAGGUGCGGCGCACGAUCGACUACAUAUGGUACCCGGCCGAGGCGAUGGUGCCGGUGGCCCUCCUGGCCGUGCCGGCGGUGAGCGACCUGCCCGACCGGCUGCCCUGUCGAAACCACCCGUCGGACCACCUGGCCCUCUACGCUGAACUCGCCUGGCGCGAGUGA